GCGGAAACACGGUGACACACAUCGGGGCUGUAGGGCGGCAGCCAUAUGCGGCCGGGUACAAGUGCGGCCCGACACACUGCAUCUAGGACCCGGCGUGCCGGUGCGAGCCCAGCGGUCGAAACUUCACCGAUCUCUGGGCGCAGGCUGGAGGCGGGGCCGCUGUGGCGUCACCCGUCGGUGCGCGUCCCCUUCGCCCGAGACGUGGGGCUGCGAAAGUGAAAGCAAAGCAGGAGGCAGCGGAAGAGGGGAAGAGGGAGAGAGGCAGGGUAGGAGAGAGGGGGGACGCCUUUGAGCUCUUUCUCGGGGAGCACCUGGGACUGGGCGUGUGCCCGUGCGUGUGCCCGUGCGUGUGCAUGUUGGCCACUAUCACCGGAACCGCGCUCCCUGCUCCCUCACAUGCACACGCCUCUUACCCGCAGCCCCGCGGAGCGACUUGGCGGCUGAUUGCCGCGACACGCCGGAUCCGUCCGGAAAAGCAGUGGAUCGCAUUGACCCAAACGGCGGCUGCCCCAGGACGCGCAACACAGGGCCCAAUUUUGCCACAGAAGAGAGCGGACGUCCAGGUGCUCUGUGAGCCAGGGCCUGAGAGAAGCCACCCACUGUGAAGUUGAUGCCUGGCAGCACGACCUGCCUUGUGUCCCUGUGGUAGUUACACACAGCACCCUGCAAUAACCAUGAAUGCAGACCCCGGGUUUCAGGCCAGCCCGGACCCAGAGCCCCAGGCAGAGCUGGCCAACCAGGUGGCGACCGUCAGCCUGACUCCCCCCGAGACGAGCACCGGGGCCGGCCUCAAGAAUGGGGCGGGGGGCACCGAACCCAAGAAGCCAGGUGAACGGCCCCACCUGUCCAGCAGAAAGCUGUCCCUGCAAGAGCGGGGGACAUACGCAGGGGCAGGGGGUACAGCUGGCACCCAUAUAUCCCCCAGGGCGCCGCGCAGGCCCACCAUUGAGUCGAAGCACGUGUCCAUCUCUGACACCCAGGACUGCAUCCAGCUGAACCAGUACAAGCUUGAGAGUGAAAUUGGGAAGGGCUCGUAUGGAGUGGUGAAGCUGGUCUACAACGAGGACGAUGAUAAGUAUUACGCAAUGAAAUUAGUUUCCAAGAAGAAGAUGGUAAAGCAGUGCGGAUUUCCCCGCCGCCCCCCGCCUCGUGGUGCCAAGGCUGCCCAGGGAGAGCAGGCCAAGGUCAUGGGACCGCUGGAGAGGGUCUACCAGGAGAUCGCCAUCCUGAAGAAGCUGAACCAUGUCAACAUUGUCAAGCUGGUGGAGGUUCUCGAUGAUCCAUCUGAAGACAACCUCCACAUGGUGUUCGAGCUCAUGCAGAAGGGCCCAGUGAUGGAGGUGCCCACAGAUAACCCCUUCACAGAGGACCAGUCCCGCGUGUACUUCAGGGACAUUGUCCUGGGCAUCGAGUACCUGCACUACCAGAAGAUUGUCCACCGAGACAUCAAGCCGUCCAACCUGCUGCUGGGGGAUGACGGGCAUGUCAAGAUCACUGACUUCGGUGUCAGCAACCAGUUUGAGGGCAAUGACGCACUGCUGUCUAGCACGGCCGGGACGCCCGCCUUCAUGGCCCCAGAGGCACUGUCAGACAGCCGGCAGAGCUUCAGUGGGAAGGCUCUUGACGUCUGGGCCAUGGGUGUGACACUGUACUGUUUCGUUUAUGGAAAGUGUCCUUUUAUAGAUGAGUACAUCCUGGCCCUGCACAGCAAGAUCAAAAACAAGCCUGUGGAGUUUCUGGAGACACCAGUUAUCAGCGAGCUGCUGAAAAGUCUUAUCCUGUGGAUGCUGGACAAAAACCCAGAUACGAGGAUCACCAUUCCGGAGAUCAAGGUACACCCUUGGCUUACCCAAGAUGGUACGGACCCCCUGCCCUUGGAGGAAGACCACUGCUCCGCAGUGGAGGUCACCGAGGAGGAAGUGAAAAACUCCGUCAAGUUCAUCCCCAGUUUGUCUGCAGUGAUCCUGGUGAAGGCCAUGCUCCGUAAGCGGUCCUUCAGCAACCCAUUUGAGUGCCCAAGCCGGCGGGAGGAGCGCUCCAUGUCUGCCCCAGGGAACCUACUCAUGAAAGGCAGCAGUGGGGAGGGGAAUAGAGAAGAACUGGAAGAUCUGCGUGAAGAUGAGCCAUCCUCCUGAACCGCUUGCACCCGGAUGCUCGCAGACACUCCCCAUUCCAUCACCCCCCCCCCUUGUGCUUCACUCCCUGCCUCCGCCUCUGCCCCACCCUAGCCUGCCCUGCCCCCAGGUCACAUCAGAAUAAUGCCGCUCACACCGACGUAAGGCCUCUCAGAGAUCCAUGGGGCUCCUGUCGGCGUUCCCAUGCCAAGUACGCCGUCGGUGGCCUCGCUCUCCUCGCCGCUUUCCCAUGGCGUGAUGAAUGCUUGUCGCCUUUGCUUGUUUGUUUCUCACCCCCAUUGACAGACCGUCUGUUCAGCUGACUUGGGGGGGCAUUCGGGCCAGCGGGGGGGCGGACCAUGGUGUCAGAAUCCAUCUGAAGCCGACCUAGGGGUGAGCAGCUUCUCAGCUGACAGAAACUCCAUAGCGAUGCGUGAAUGCAUUGCCUGCAGCCAUUAACGUGGAGCACCCCCCCCCCCCACAUGUUACCCAUCACGGCCUUAUGGUGCCCCCUGCAGGCAGCUUUACCUCCACAGUCACCCUCACCCCGAGCAGAGCUGGUAGUCCGGAGUGUGACAGGCCAUGUCUGUUGGGAUUUUCUGCUCUUCUGUGAGAAUGGUAUGGAGACGAUUUCAUGAUGCCACCAAAACCAUCAACCUUCGAACAUCUGCAGAACAUCGGCGAGGGCAGAACACGUUCUGUGACAAUAUCUUUGUAUGUGCUGUUCAUUCAGCACAUAUAUAUGUAUGAUAUCCACUGUGCAUAUUAGUCUGAGUGUGUAGUCAGACAGUUAUGUUGGCUUCAGGAGGAAUUCAGUCCUGGAGAUGUGAUGGUGUUUUCGUCACACAAAGUAAUUGCCAGUUAUCACAUACAGUGCCAAAGGCUAAACAAGCAGAGACAUCCUGAAAAUAUUACAUGUACAUAAUGUUUUGCAGGAAAGCAGCUUUGGUGUGUGAAUUUAAAUCUGCCCUGGACUUAAAAGCCUUUUCUGUGUCCUACAGCAUUUUCACUUCACACCUAGUUAAUCCUCGGGGUUUAAUAAAGUUUAUCGAUAUUAAUGUUUAUAAAAUGCGUUCUUUUGGGAAAAAAAUUACUAAAAAGAAAAAUAUUAUUCCAAUUGUUUUAAAUAGCUGUCAUUCCAGUGUAGUCACGAGUCGUCUUAAGUGUUUGUACAUGUGUUUGGAGAGCUUUUUGUCCCUAAAUGUAAGCAGUAGGUGUAUUGUCCAUAGGAAAUGUGCGGCGUGGCAAAAUGGCCCUGGGCUUCGUGCAGGCGUGCAGCUCACACCGCUAUGUGCUGCUCUGACGGUUUAUUUAUGGAGCGCUGUGUGCGACCCCACGCACGGGUUUCACUGUCAAUGUUUUAUGAAGCAGGCCAUGCCAAAGGAGGAGGUGCCUCUGCAUGUUUAAGACAUGCUGUCGCCCCAGCCACAUGAAACCACCCCCCCCCAAAGAAGUGCAAGAAGGAACAAACUCCUUUUACCCAGAAAGCAAGCAGUGGGGUCCAGCCCUCUCUCGGCAUCUUUGGGCAUGUCAGCCCAGAUUGUCGCCAUCGCCGCUUUCAUUACGUUACAUCAGGCUGAGUCGACCCUCCGUUUCAGUGCAGAUAAAUCGUGCAAAUGGAUGGGGUGGGGCUUGAGGAUUCCUAUGCAUGCACACACACAUGCAUGCACACACACACACACACCAGCACUACAUUUUUUGUUUAUGUUCUUUAACUGGCCGUUAUUGCUAAUGAGAUACUACUGUCAGCUUUUUCCUUGUUUUAAUGACCCUCCUAGAGACCCAGAUCAAAAUAAGUAGAUUUUGAACAGUUCUUUCAGUUUUAAGGUGUUGCAGAAAUAUUAUUGGAUUCCAGAUAAUGAGCAGCUUCCUCCAGACUGCCACAUGCUUGACUGGACGUGUCACCAUUUCCUGUGUAUCUGAGGUCUGCACCGUGCCUCCUGUGUGUGCUCUCCUCUCUAGCCGUGUAUCCUUUGCACAUUUAUAUGACGAACUUGUGAUGUUUCAACCAUGUAUAAAUUAUUUCCGGUGGUCUUUGCACCAGGCAUGGCCUGUAUCUGUAUAUAAUAUAAUAUACCAUAUAAAUAAAUGAAUGACUAAAUAGCACAAUGAGGCUGUGCCCCCCCCCCCCCCCCCCCCCCCCCAUAGCACCGAAAGCAUUAUUAUUAAAUAUAAAAGGGCAGUCUGUGGUGACCACAGAAGAAAAACAUUAAUUUGUGUUCCUUCUCCUACUGUACGGACAAAUAAACAAUGCUUAAAAAGAGACUGUCAUUAAUGGAGAAACCGAAGAGCACUACGAAAGCCUGUCGAUGUGCAGAGACCAGGACUGCGGCCCAGUGCUGCUGCUUCAGAGGACAGUGCUCGCUCUGCCCCAGGUCUUGCAGCGUGUUUGUAGAGGACGGUCACACUAUGUCGCUUUAUUUUUGGUCAUGGGCACAGUCCCACAAUGCAUGACACAUCCAUACCGAAAUGUAAAUAUGUACCGAUAUAAAGAGCCUAUUUUUGCAUGCUUUUGUACAAUAGACAUAAAUAAAGACCUGCACCCAUUA
Molecule: messenger RNA, 4663 nt
Organism: Brienomyrus brachyistius
Lineage: Eukaryota; Metazoa; Chordata; Actinopteri; Osteoglossiformes; Mormyridae
Gene: camkk1a
Product: calcium/calmodulin-dependent protein kinase kinase 1, alpha a
Exons: 17
Coding region: 675-2135 (486 amino acids)
Biological process (GO): CAMKK-AMPK signaling cascade; protein phosphorylation; activation of protein kinase activity
Molecular function (GO): protein kinase activity; ATP binding
Source: RefSeq, a predicted model, not a curated record